AUGGCAUCGCAAACAUCCAGUUCUGUACGCCGUUUCAAGCUCGCAAUCCCCCAGUCUGCUCUGGAUGAUUUGCAAACACGUCUCCGAUUAACCCGCUGGCCAGAUAAAGAGACUGUAAGCGACUGGUCUCAGGGCGUCCCUCUCGCCACAAUCCAAAACCUCUGUGAAUACUGGCAAAAGGAUUACGAUUGGCGAAAAUGCGAAAAGCUUCUCAAUUCAUAUCCUCAGUUCACCACGACUAUUGAUGGAGUGGAGAUCUACUUCUUGCAUAUUCGGUCAAAGCACAGGGAUGUUCUGCCGCUUCUAAUUACACAUGGCUGGCCUGGCUCAGUCCUGGAGUUCAGACAUAUAAUCGACAAGCUCGUUGAUCCUGAAGCUCAUGGCGGUUCUGCUGAAGAUGCAUUUCAUCUGGUCAUCCCCGCACUUCCAGGCUACGCCUUCUCUGGAAAGCCAAAAGAAAAUGGAUGGGAUCACCAACGCACUGCGCGUGCAUGGGCGGAGCUGAUGCACCGUUUGGGCUAUGCGGGUAGCGGAUGGGUCGCUCAAGGCGGCGAUUGGGGAGCUUUCGUUGUUGCGAGUCUGGGUCAGCAAAGACCGAAGGGAUUGAAGAGCGUUCAUUUCAAUUCUAUUUUCUUCGACCCCAAGAAAGAAGUCAAGAUUCCAAUCCAAGACAAGAAGGGUGAGGAUAGAGCCAUGUAUUUCGAUAGCCGACGCGACGCUGGCUUUCGCGGUUACUCCCUGCAGCAAUCAACAAAACCACAAACCAUCGGCUAUGGCCUUGCGGACUCCCCGGUUGCGCAAGCAGCCUGGAUUUAUGAAAAGUUCAGAGAUUGGUCUCAUCACGAUGGCGAUGUAGAGGACGUGUUUGGCAAAGAUGAGAUGCUCGACACAAUAAUGUUAUACUGGCUCUCUAAUUCUGCUGCAUCAUCAGCUCGGUACUACUGGGAGUGCGGUUCUGCCACGACUGCAUUGCCAGUUGAUAUACCGGUUGGUGUAAGUUGGUUCGGCGGUGAUAAUAGUUACGGACCAAGAGAGUGGUGUGAACGGUACUAUAAGAAUAUUGUGUACUGGAAUGAGACGGAAAGAGGAGGCCAUUUUGCGGCUUGGGAGCAACCAGAUCUCUUUGUGGAGGAAAUACGGAAUUGGAGAAGAAAGAUCGGGUGA
Molecule: messenger RNA, 1164 nt
Organism: Fusarium redolens
Lineage: Eukaryota; Fungi; Ascomycota; Sordariomycetes; Hypocreales; Nectriaceae
Product: Alpha/Beta hydrolase protein
Exons: 2
Coding region: 1-1164 (387 amino acids)
Biological process (GO): epoxide metabolic process
Molecular function (GO): epoxide hydrolase activity
Source: RefSeq, a predicted model, not a curated record